This is a messenger RNA of Bombyx mandarina (wild silkworm), 1053 nucleotides long. RefSeq names its product transcription factor IIEbeta (gene TfIIEbeta). Lineage: Eukaryota; Metazoa; Arthropoda; Insecta; Lepidoptera; Bombycidae. Gene Ontology annotation, molecular function: TFIIH-class transcription factor complex binding. Gene Ontology annotation, biological process: transcription initiation at RNA polymerase II promoter. The record is from RefSeq and is a predicted model, not a curated record. Gene Ontology annotation, cellular component: transcription factor TFIIE complex.
GGAAGUGGAAAAUAAACUGCAUUACAACAGCAAUUAAACAAAAUACUAAUAAAAUUAAUACAUACUUGUAGUGAUUGUGUUUAAAAGACGAAAAUAUGGACCCGGCGCUCUUACGGGAACGGGAAGCGUUUAAAAAGAAGGCACUUGCGACCCCGAGCAUUGAAAAAAAGAAAAGGGAUGACUCGGAAUUCAAAGAUGACAGCAAAAAGAAAUCGAAAUCAUCCAGCUCAGUCAGCUCCGGACCAAAGCUUGAUGCUAGUAAUUACAAGACUAUGACUGGCAGCUCGUCCUAUCGCUUUGGAGUGCUAGCGCGUAUUGUACGGCAUAUGAGAGCAAGGCAUCAAGACGGAGAUGACCAUCCACUGUCUUUAGAUGAGAUUUUAGAUGAGACAAAUCAAUUGGAUGUCGGAAAUAAAAUAAAACAGUGGCUACAAACAGAAGCCCUACAGAGCAAUCCUAAAAUCGAAUGCUCUCCGGAUGGAAAGUUUAACUUCAAACCGGUUUAUAAAAUAAAAGAUAAAAAAUCUUUACUGAGGUUACUUAAGCAACAAGACCUCAAAGGCUUGGGAGGUAUAUUAUUGGAAGAUGUUCAAGAGUCGCUGCCUCACUGCGAGAGAGCACUGAAACAUUUGGCACAAGAGAUCUUGUAUAUAACAAGGCACACUGAUAAAAAGAAAAUAUUAUUCUACAAUGAUAAGACUGCUACAUUAGACGUAGAUGACGAAUUCGUGAAAUUAUGGCGUGCAACAGCGGUGGACGCGAUGGACGACGCGAAGAUCGAGGAGUACCUCGAGAAGCAAGGGAUCAAAUCCAUGCAGGAUCACGGGCCAAAGAAGAUGCUUGCUCCCAAACGGAAGAAGGCCAAGCAGAAGCGUAGACAGUUCAAGAAACCAAGAGACAAUGAACAUUUGGCCCACGUACUGGAGACGUACGAGGAUAACACGCUGACUCAGCAAGGAGUUUCCAUUAAAUAAACUGUGAUUAAUUUGUAUAUUUUCUCAUUAGUUGUAAGGCAAACGAUUGUGAUUAAAAAAAAUGUGGAAUAUUUGAGUU